AUGUUUAUUACUUCAUAUAGUAAUUAUAUGAAAUAUGGAUAUCCAUUAGAUGAAUUAAAACCAAUAUCAUGUUCAGGAAUGAGUACAUGGGGUAAUUAUUCAUUAACAUUAAUAGAUUCAUUAGAUACAUUAUAUGUAAUGAAUAUGCAUGAUGAAUUUAAAUAUUCAAUUGAAUUAAUUUUAAAAAAUUUUAAUAAUUUUAAUUUUCCAACUCAUGUUUCUGUAUUUGAAAGUAAUAUUAGAAUAUUAGGAGGUUUAUUAUCUGCUCAUUUAUUAGCAUUAAAACAUGAUUGGUAUUUAAAUCAAUAUUAUUUAAAUACAAAUCAUUUAUUUUAUCAAUUUAAUCAUAAUAAUAAUAAUAAUAAUAAUUUAAAUCAAUCUAAUUCUAAUCAAUCUAAUACCAAUAAUUCAAAUCAAUCUAAUCAAUCUAAUCAAUCCAAUUCUAGUACAAAUUCAAAUAUAAAUUCAAAUACAAAUUCAAAUAUCAAUUCAAAUUCAAAACAACAACAACAACACAACUUGUUAACAUUAUGUAUUGAUAUAGCUAAUAGAUUAUUACCUGCAUUUAAUACACCAACAGGUAUACCAUAUGGUAUGAUACAUUUUAUAGAUGGAGUAUUAAAGAAUGAAUCUAAUAUAACAUCAACAGCAGGUGGUGGUACAUUUAUUUUAGAAUUUGGAUUAUUAAGUUAUUUAACAGGUGAUUUAAAAUAUUAUGAAAUUGCUAAAAAAGCAACAUUAAGUAUUUUUAAAUAUAGAGAUUUAAAAACUAAUUUAAUUGGUAAUCAUAUAAAUAUAAUGAAUGGAGAAUGGAUACAUCGUGAAUCAGGUAUAGGAGCAUCAAUUGAUUCAUAUUUUGAAUAUCUAUAUAAGGGAUUUAUUUUAUUUAAAGAUGAAGAAUUAUUAAAUUUAUUUAAAAUUCAUUAUCAAUCAAUUUUAAAAUAUGUUUAUAAAAAUCCAUGGUAUUCAGAUGUUGAUAUGAAAUUUCCAAAAAUAACAUUUGGAUUAUAUAAUUCAUUAGCUUCAUUUUGGCCAGGUGUACAAGCUUUAUAUGGUAAUUAUGAAAUUGCUAAAAAGUCAAUUAUUGCUAUACAUGGUAUUUGGAGAAAAUAUGGAAGUAUACCUGAAGGUUUUAAUAUUUUAAUUUCAAAAGCACAAAAAGGUCAAUUACCAUAUCCAUUAAGACCUGAAUUAAUUGAAAGUAUUUAUCAUUUAUUUAAAUUUGAUGGUUCACGUGAUUCUAAUUAUCUAUAUAUGGCAAGAGAUUUUUAUACUAGUUUGGAAAUUAAUACAAAAACUAAAUGUGGAUAUGCUGUUAUUGAUAAUGUUGAAACUUUAAAAUUAAAUGAUAGAAUGGAAUCUUUCUUUUUAUCUGAAACUUUAAAAUAUUUAUAUUUAAUUUUUGAUUUUAAUAAUUUUGUACAUUAUAAUAAUCAAACAAAUUCAGAAGAAUUAUUAUUCACUUUUAAUACUGAAGCACAUUUAAUUCCUUUAAAUUUAAAUGCCUAUUUAAAAAAAUAUGAUCCUUAUUUUAAUGAAAAUAGAUUUUUAAAUGAUUUUUCAAAAAAAUCAACAAUUUUUAAAUAA
Naegleria gruberi is the source of this 1587-nucleotide messenger RNA. RefSeq lists its product as uncharacterized. The record is from RefSeq and is a predicted model, not a curated record. The coding region runs from base 1 to 1587 and encodes 528 amino acids. Gene Ontology annotation, cellular component: endoplasmic reticulum; membrane. Gene Ontology annotation, molecular function: calcium ion binding; mannosyl-oligosaccharide 1,2-alpha-mannosidase activity. The transcript has a single exon. Gene Ontology annotation, biological process: endoplasmic reticulum mannose trimming; mannose trimming involved in glycoprotein ERAD pathway; carbohydrate metabolic process. NCBI's taxonomy places the organism in Eukaryota, Heterolobosea, Eutetramitea, Acrasida, Naegleriidae.